This is a messenger RNA of Rubroshorea leprosula, 1475 nucleotides long. Lineage: Eukaryota; Viridiplantae; Streptophyta; Magnoliopsida; Malvales; Dipterocarpaceae. The record is from the annotation of a GenBank genome assembly.
CCUCCGGUGAUCUCCUUUCUCUUGCUCUCACCUCCGGCAACCCCAAACUCAGACCAAAAAGAACAACCAAGAGAACCCCAGAAUCAACCAAGAAGAAAAAAUCAAAUCCCCCCAAAAUCAAACAACCAAAAUCAAUCUCCAACCCCCUAUCAACCAACAACACCCUCUAAGCAAACUCCAAAACUUUACCAACCACCCCCCUUUCAAUCUGAUUUUUCUCUAUAUAUAUACCCAAACAAAGAUAAAAUAAUAAAAAAAGCCUUGCUCUGUCAAUGCUAAUUUGUCUGGAGCUGCUAUAGCGUGCAGGGGCAGAGCAGCAGGGGUGCAGCAAGGCUCGGUGCAGGGUCAUGAUGCUGGCGCAGCAGGCGGCAAGGGGAUCUGGUGCAACAGGGGGGUAUGAUUGUAGGCAAUCUGGGCGCAGAAAGGGCAGGGGAUUUGGUGCAGCAGGCGAGCUCGAUGCAGGGCUGGUGAUUGGGCGCAGAGAGCAGGCGCGCAGAGGCCAGGGGGCGCCGGUUCGUGCAGAGGAUCUGGGCUCGGGUGUGGGCGAAGGGAGAGGCGCAGGGUGCAGGGCUGGCUCGCGGUGUAGGGGCACAGGGGCUCAGGAGCAGGGGCGCAGUGGGCGCGGGCUAGCUGUUGGUAAAGUCUAUCCUUUUCAAGAAGUAGUGAGGAAGGUUCUUAGAAGCUUGCCCAAGAAUUGGGAAGCCAAGAAGACUGCAAUUGAAGAGUCUAAGAAUCUCAACACCCUCAAACUUGAAGAUCUCAUUGGAAAAUUGAUAACAUAUGAGAUAAAAGUUCAAGUUGAUGGUGGAGUUGAAGUAGUUGAGAAGAAGAAGAAGAAUGUUGCUUUCAAGGCUAGCAACCAAAAGGAAGAGAAUGAAGAUGAUGCUAGUAAUGAUGAGCAUAGCAAUGAGGAGGACAUCACCAAAUUGAUUUCAAAGGAAGUGAAGAGAUUCAUGAAGAAGAACAUCAAGAGCAAGCUUGCAAAAAAAGAUGAAGGAGAGUCUACCAAAAGGAGUGUGAAAUGCUAUGAGUGCAACAAGAUGGGGCACUAUAGAAAUGAAUGUCCCAAAUUGAAGAAGGGUGAAAGGAAAAACAAGAAGAGCAUGAAGAAGAAAGCUUUUACCGCCACUUGGAGCAAUGAUGAGACUAACUCAACGGAAAGUGAAAGCUCCUUGGAAAAUGGUGUUGCAAAUCUUUGUUUCAUGGCUCAAGAGGAUAGCUAUAGUGAUGAGGAGGAAUGAGAUUGAAUCUCUCUCAAAACAAAAUGAGGUUUUAGUUAAAGAGAAUGCUUAUUUAAAUGGUGAGAUUGCUUCUUUAAAGAAUGAGGAGUCUAAUAAUGCUUUGAAAAAGGAAAAUGAGGAUUUAAAGAAAGGAAAUGAAGAUUUAAAGAAGGAAAAUGAGGUUUUAAAGAGAAAAGUUUGUGAUCUUGAGAAUGUGAUUUCCAAAUUUACUUUGAGUAAAGAAAAUUUUGAUUC